Molecule: messenger RNA, 4355 nt
Organism: Nomia melanderi (Alkali bee)
Lineage: Eukaryota; Metazoa; Arthropoda; Insecta; Hymenoptera; Halictidae
Product: pancreatic triacylglycerol lipase
Biological process (GO): lipid catabolic process
Molecular function (GO): lipase activity
Source: RefSeq, a predicted model, not a curated record
UGAAUAGUAAGUAAAGCUGAGUUUUACCUUCAAAUCUUUGACAAGAGGGGCCAAAAUUCGCAAGGCAGGGUUAGUUGCUUUCUCCAUAAAAGAUGCCGGAGCUAGAGGGAAUGCUGCCUCUAUUUUCUCUUGAUACUCUGGCCGUUCACUUGCCAUCACUAAGAAUGCAGUGCCUCCUUGACUGUGUCCAACAUACAUGAGCUUCUUCUGUUUACUAACCUCUAAUAUGUGAUCGAUCAUUGCUGGAAGAUCAUAUAUUCCUAUCUCAUGCCAGCUAAAAGAACAUAUGAAUUGAAAAUGCGUAAGGACAGUCUAAAUGAAGAAAUUUAAUUGAAACUUAUAGAAUUACCUGAACAUCCAGUAUUUCUCAUCUUUAGUGGUCAUCCACUUAUGUUUUCUGGAGUACCUAUUACCACGUACAUUACCCAACCACACAUCAUAGCCCCAAUCUGCUAAUAUGUAGCCUACAAAUAAUAGGAACUCUAUUUAUUGACAUCUUAUGUAAAAUAAUUAGAUCGUUUUGCUACUGUAUUAAUACAUUAUUUGAAUUAAUUAUAUAAGUUCUGUUGACAUACCUAAACUCUUUUCAGGUAUUCCCAUCACCCAAGUGGCAGAACAAUCCAUAAGACCAUGAACAAGCAGAACGGGAGGCUUGUUGCUUGCAAUAGGACUUCUCUUUGAUCCAACAAGUCUAUGCAUUUGUAGGAUGUGUCCAUCCUCUGUGACAACCUCAUGAGUUUCACCCAGGUAUCCAUAUUUCUGUCCACGUUCUGCCUGUAUAGAAGAUAAUAUCAUUACUAACUCAGGAUGUCUCUCAGAAAUAAAAGACAAUAUUUUAAUUCAAAGUUAAAUUAUCAUUUUUUGUCAGAUUCAAUUGCAAAUUAUAAAUGACUUUUCAAAUCUUAGAAUAUCAAAUCUUAAGAAUUAAAUAAGUUUCAUAAAUCUUAAUUAGAAAAAUUUACUAACAGGGAUCGGUGCUUUUGCAAAUGGGAAAGCGUCCAAGUCUUCAUACUCGGGGUUAAUAUCAUUAAUUAACCCAUAAUUUUCCUUGGAUAGUGGUACUCCCAGUACCACUGGAGCAAUGCAGCAGAGAAGAGAAAAUAGAGGUAACAUUGCUACACAGUGAUACUGCCCUCCUAAACAUUGAUGCUCUCUUGGUUCCAACCAUAUAUAGUGCCUUUUAUCAAGAUACAGAUUCGUGUAUAAACAUACUUGAUUAUAUUUUUAUCAGUGAUUAAUUAACUUGUUCCUGUUGGUAGGAGAGAAGUAAUCUUUGUUCAUCGAUGCAUUAUCAACGAUCUCGAGAUCCACUUGUGAUAUCCGGUCAAUACAUUUUUCAAAUUUUUUAGAACUGAUUAAGAAGCGUACAAUGUAUACAAAUAUUAUGUGACGUAAAUCAAUAGGGUGUACGAGACAGUUUAUGCUAUUGUUAAAAGCAAUUUUUCUUUUAUUCAAUUAGACGAAAAAAAUAUACAUUUGUAUUUGGAAAGAGUUAUAACUUGUAACAAUAUUUGUAGAAAUAUUUUAUUCAUAUUGGCGCCAAACUAAAAUUCUAAUAAAUAAAAUAUGAAUUGGCAUUGACAUUUUUGCAGCAGACUGUCCAGUACUUUAUCUAAAAGCAUGUGUCAGAUUACAACUGAUAGAGAAUCGUUUAGAACUACUUUUAUUUUGUUUUUAUGUUAAGGUUUUAUUAUCUUAAAUAAGUCACUGAUAUCUCUGUACAAAUUUGAACACCUGUUUCAUGAUAUAAAUAAUCUAUUUUUUAAGAAUUUUUCAAAUUCUACACAUGAAAUUAAAUUAUUAUCUAUCUACCUCUUAAGUUCAUUUAUUUGUAAUUACAAUAUUUUGAUGACCUUAGCUCGUUUAUUUCAAGAUCUGAAUACAAAACAGCUAAUUACCUAAUACUUGAAACAAGGGAUUUAAAAAAUUACUAUUCAUUGGUGUAAUUAUUCUUCAAUAUAUGUAUACGAAAGGUUAAGUGUAAAGAGCUGAAAAUCUAGGUCAACAAGAUGCAUAAAAUUGUUAACUUAUUAUUGCUCUGUGAAUGUAUUGAUAAAUCUUGCUGAAAUUCACGGAGUGAAAGCAACGUGUGCUUCUAUAGGCUAACGAGUUCGUGUUUGCUCUUGUGAGACGUCCUAAAUAUUACAUCAUAUGGAAUAACAGAAAAGGGGGUCGUAUAAACGUUGUAACCAAGCGAAAGUCAUGCAUACAUGUGCUUCUUGACCGACUAGUUGCAACGAAGCCGGUCACGCUUCACGUUUCACCUUUCAUUAAUAGUUAUCUAUGUGACUUAAUGCUAAUCAAUUAAUUUAUUGAAAUAUUAUAAUUGUUACUUGUGCAAUUGUGUUAGUUUUACGUUACCUAUUGUUUAUUUGUAAGAGAAAAACAGUUUGAUGCAUCUGGUACCAAAGGAUUAAGAAAAGAAAUCAUGUAACAUUUAAUGAAUGAUUUUUAUAUAUAAUUUAAUUAAACUUUCUGCUACUUUACACACCUACAUUAUUAAUUCAUAAGUUAAUGUAUCGAAUGAAAAAAUAAAUACAUAUAUAUUUUGUUUUACAUUUGUCAGUAAAUUAUUUUAUAUAUAUCAAUGCAAUAAGUCACGGUACUUAGCUGUAUAAUUAAAAGUAUCUAUAGGAGAAUAAACAGGUAGAGAAAUAAUAAAAAAAAACAAUAUUUUAUAAAAAGAAAGUAUUUGAACGAGUUUAACAAAAGAAAAAAUAGGCCAAGGACUAAUAGAAAAAAUGCAGUUCAUAUCUGUGAAGCACUUUAUCUUUAUCAUAUUAAUCAUUUUAUGGCCCAUAGAAGCUAAACGUUCAGCAAAGCUUCUAACAAUUAGGAAUCGUGCCAUGGUGCACAGGAAAGGAGCUAUACGUACAGAACUCAAACAUAAAAUUUGCUUUGAUUUGGUUGGCUGCUUCUCUGAUCCACCACCUCAUUUGUCAUUGAAGCGACCUCCGCAACAUCCAAAUAUAAUUCGAACUAGAUUUUUACUGUACACUCGUACUAAACAGGAUUUACCUGACAGUCUUCAAUAUGGCGAUGAUUUUCAUUCCAUGUUGCAAUCAAAAUAUGACGCGAAGAGGCCUCUGAAAGUUAUCAUACAUGGUUACAAAGGGAGCGGGAGCGACGUUGGAGCUGUUCUUCUUGUGAAGAAACUUCUGAUCUUGGAAGAUACAAAUGUCUUGGUACUGGACUGGACAAGGGGUGCAGCGACAACAUACUCAGCAGCCGUAGCCAAUACUGAAUUAGUAGGCCGACAAUUAGGCUUGGUCCUCCUAGACGCCAUCGAAAUGGGGACUUUACCUGAAGACAUUCAUGUGAUCGGCUUUAGUCUCGGUGCUCAUGUUGCUGGCUGCGCUUCCGAGAUACUCAAAAAGAGGAAUCUUCUCCUGGGACGUAUAACUGGUCUAGACCCUGCAUCUCCAUUCUUCAGGAACCAUUUGUUUAGAGAAAAAUCUAGAAAACUGGAUGCCACUGACGCUCAGCUUGUAGAUGUUAUUCACACAGAUGGAUCUGAAGAUUUUGCGGAUGGUUUUGGACUCUUGAAACCCCUUGGUCACAUCGACUUCUUUCCCAAUGGUGGAAGGGAACAGCCUGGUUGUACCGAUGUGAAAAACUCUGUUGUUGUUAGUCACUUAAAUGAGGACAGCUUAACUAGGGAAAUCGCAUGCAGCCACUUGAGAGCUUGGGCAGUUUUCUUAGAAAGCGUUAAAGCAACUAAUGAAUCUUGUAAGUUCAUUGGCUGGCCUUGUUCGCAAGGAAGAAUGUCAUAUAUAAGCGGGAUGUGCUUUCCUAUGGAGUCUACGCUUUGGUCUCAAGAAAUGGGUUACAAGGCUGAUCGAGGUGCUUUAGGAAUUUAUUAUUUGCCAACCAGGGGAGAAGAGCCAUUUUGCGGUCAGCCUUUCAGAGCAUCAGUCACGGUAUCAGAAAAUUCUCCAAAAACAUCGGGGAUGUUAUUCAUAAGAAUUCGACAACAUAAUGUGACAACAACAUUUAAGAUUGAAUGCCUAUUAUUGAACCGAAGGAAUGAUCGAAUGACCUUCUACAAUAUCGCGGCAAUGGGGCAUCAAUCAUUUUCGAAUGAUCAGCGGACGAUACAAGCAUUAGUUUGGUAUCAAAGUUUCAUAGACGAAUCACAGAAAGACUCGAAUAAAAUUUCCUUUAUAGACACAUUGUUCGUAAAUAAGCUCAUGCUCGAAGAUAGAAAAGGAAACAGGUGGGAGUAUUGUACGGAAAACGCUGUAAUAAAUUCACAACGAAGGACACUGGUCCUACGACACGGAAACUGCAAUUUUUCAUAAACAAAACAUUCAUCAUGGGAAAUUACUGUGUAAUCUCUGUGACUGAUUCCCUUA